AUGAUUGCUACCCUCCCCAACAACUCAUCUUAGUUUUCUCUCGUGCCUGUCCACUGCCUUAGUUACAACGUUUUUCCCCAAUGGAAAGAGAACACACAAGCCCUUGAAAGAAAGGUACUUGCAGAUAUGAUUCAAUCAAAUCAGAUCAUGUCUGGUACUAUGAACACUUGUGACCCCUCAGUCAUCUUUUCCAUACCACUUCUGUUAAUGUACUUGAAUUGAAAUGAAAUUUACUCAGGAUUGAUGCUUACCAAAUAUCUUCUCUGCAAGUUGCAAUCAUGAUUAAAAGGUUUUCUUGAUAUAUGGUUGUAAACUGAGCCUAUAUAUUUUCCUUAAUCAUCUUCUGCCAUGGUGAAAAGAAGUUUUACUUGAUUUAACAUAUGCUAACAGAUCUUAGUCAUUCUCUCUCAUGUUGGUCCUUAUAUAAACAGCAUUAGCCUUGGGGAUAGUUGCUGUGAUAUAUGUGAAUUGUUAUGAUGGAAAGAAUGAAGACUGUCAAGCAGCAGCUGUCAAAGGAAUUGCAGAGGGGAGGCAGAGAUAACAAGAAAGUGAAGAUUAAGAGGGAAUGUUGUUGUAUGUGUGGGGAUGUGGGAUUUGAGGAGAAGCUCUUCAGAUGCAAAAAAUGCAGUUACAGGUUUCAGCACAUAUAUUGCAGUCAAUUGUUUACAAGCUUGGAAAAUAAGGUGGAAAUCUGUGAAUGGUGUCUGGAGACUGAAUCCAAGGAGAGGAUUCAGCAAAACAGCACAAAAAGAAAAUCCCACGCAAAAGAUGAUUAUCAAGGCAACCAUGAAAGUGGGUGUAGAGCAGAAAAUUCAAAAGAAAUAGAGGGUGAAAGAUGCAAUUCCAACUUAGUUUCACGGAAUGUUCAGAGUUCUCACAGAGGCCUUGGUCAGCGUUACAGGCUUCUUUCUGAGGUUCUCUGCCAAGUUUCUUAUUGAAGGAGGAGUAUGUAGUCAGAAUCACUAAGGUUUUUUCACUUGAAUUAGUUAAAGUGAAAUAUUGUACAGUGGGUUUGCGUGUGAAUGAUUGUACAGUGUGUGUGUCUUUUCUCAGUUUUGUCUAUGUACAUAUUAAGAGGACAGGUUUUGUUAUACCCCAAAGGAGUGGACUUGCAUAAAUAUGCACAUAUUGGCUUUCCAUACGGAAUUUAAGAAACAUGGUAGAUUUUUUAUAAAUUAUUGGUUGUUUUA
Cryptomeria japonica (Japanese cedar) is the source of this 1190-nucleotide messenger RNA. RefSeq lists its product as uncharacterized. The coding region runs from base 474 to 938 and encodes 154 amino acids. NCBI's taxonomy places the organism in Eukaryota, Viridiplantae, Streptophyta, Pinopsida, Cupressales, Cupressaceae. The transcript is spliced from 2 exons. The record is from RefSeq and is a predicted model, not a curated record.